UCGCGAUCAGUUUGCUGCUUACUGGGAGCAUCACCUCUAUUCAUACUGAUCAUUAGAGGUGAGAGAGGUGAAAAUAUGUCUGCUGCUCUGGAUGAGUACUGUGGGUCAACUUUUUGGAAUGACUCGUAUCUGGAUCGCAUGGAUCCGGACUUACCGGUGUGUGUGGAGAGAACGGUGUUGGUUUGGGUACCGCUGGGAUUUCUGUGGCUUUGUGCUCCCGUACACUUGGUCAGACUCUUCAAGAAAAAAGCUCCCAAAUCUCCAUUCUCCAAACUCUACAUCUGCAAGCAGGUCAUGGCAGGACUUCUGUUCCUGACAGCUAUUGCUGGACUUGCUGUCACACUUGCUGAAGAUUACAGACCGAUGGAUAACUCAUUGGUUAAAAAAAAUCCUGCUGUGCUUUACGUUAAUCCUGUCCUGUUUGGAGUCUCUUGGGCUUUGGUGAUGUUAAUCCAGGAAGCUGUUCGACGCAAGGAGAGAACCGUCGAUUCUGCAAGCCUCUUUCUGUUCUGGCUGCUGUUGGUCAUCUGUGAUAUCUUUCCUUUCCAGACCCUUCUAAGAGAUGCCUUAAAAGAGGAGAACAUAGCAGAUCUUCCCAGGUUCUGUCUUUUCUACAUAGCCUUUGCACUUCAGCUGGUCGCUUUGGUUUUAUCAGCCAUUGCUGAUGUUCCACCUGAACUUAAGGAGGUGGUAAAAAAGAACGCUGAAGCUGGUGCUGCAUUUCUUAGCAGAAUCACUUUCAACUGGUUUAACUGGAUGGUCAUCAAUGGCUACAAAAGGCCACUGAUACAGGAGGACAUGUGGGAGUUGAACGAGAAGGACAGCACGGACUGUAUCAGCCAGAAGUUUGAGGGGAUUAUGAAGGAUGAGCUAAGGAAUGCUCGGCAAAAGCUACAGAAGAAACAGAGCAAGAAUAAAAAAACUACACUGAAGCCUGAUCGUGACCAGAAUGGCCUGGCCAAGGGAGUCAGUCAGGAUAUCCUGGUCAUGGAGGAGAGAGGAGAAAAGGCAGAAAAGAAGAAGGAAAAGAAGGAAAAAAAGGACAAUGCUUCAGAUUAUCCUGACUCCUGGCUGGUGCCCACAAUUAUGAAAACCUUUAAAUGGGCACUUAUAGAGUCUGCUAUCUUCAAACUAUUACAAGACCUUCUUUCAUUUGUGAGUCCACAGCUGCUCAAGGUCAUGAUAUCCUUCACGCAGGACAAAUCGAUUUAUAUAUGGUGGGGUUACAUUUAUGCUGUACUGCUCUUGAUUGUGGCAAUUCUUCAGUCCUUGUUCCUCCAACAGUAUUUUCAGCGCUGUUUUGCUCUGGGUAUGAAAGUACGCACAGCAAUCAUGGUAGUGGUGUAUAAGAAGGCACUGGUCAUGUCUAAUAAAGCAAGGAAGGAGUCCACUGUAGGGGAAACAGUCAAUCUGAUGUCAGCCAAUGCUCAGCGCUUCAAUGAUGUCACCAACUUUAUCCACCUGUUGUGGUCGUGUCCACUGCAGAUUGUUAUGUCCAUAGCAUUUCUGUGGAUUGAACUGGGGCCUUCUGUUCUCGCCGGUCUCUUGGUGAUGUUGCUUAUGGUUCCCAUUAAUGGGUUACUGGCCACCAAAUCCAGGUCUUUGCAGAUGGAAAACAUGAAGUUUAAAGACAAACGCAUGAAAAUGAUGACUGAAAUCUUGAACGGCAUCAAGAUUCUUAAGCUUUAUGCUUGGGAGCUCUCUUUCCAGGAUCAAGUUCAAGACAUUAGAGAGAAGGAGUUGAAGGUGAUGAGGAAAUUCGCCUACCUGUCGUCCGUCUCCACCUUUAUCUUCUCCUGCGCUCCAGCUCUGGUAUCAUUGGCGACCUUUGCUGUUUUUGUGUCUGUGAGUCCGGAUAACAUCUUAGAUGCACAGAAAGCUUUUACGUCCAUCUCUCUCUUCAACAUACUGCGUUUUCCUCUGGCCAUGCUCCCCAUGCUGAUUUCCUCCAUUGUACAGACAAUCGUAUCCAAAAAAAGGCUGGAGAAGUUUCUUGGUGCAGAUGAUUUGGACACAAUGGCAGUGCAGCACAGCGACAACAAGGGCACAGCAGUAAAUGUGAGCAACGGCACUUUUACCUGGGGGACCGAUUCCAACCCAGCUCUGAAGAAUGUGUCUCUGGAUAUUAAACCAGGUUGCCUUGUGGCUGUGGUGGGAGCAGUGGGUUCGGGCAAAUCCUCUCUGAUCUCAGCUCUGCUCGGGGAAAUGCGCAACCUCUCUGGCUCAGUCCACAUCAAGGGAUCUGUAGCGUAUGUGCCGCAGGAGGCCUGGAUUCAGAACACUACUGUAAAGGAUAACAUCUUGUUUGGCUCAGAUGAGGAUGAGCAGAAGUUCCAGAGUGUAGUGGAAGCCUGUGCAUUACAGCCAGACCUGGAAUUACUUCCUGGUGGAGCUCAGACUGAAAUCGGCGAGAAAGGCAUCAAUCUGAGUGGAGGGCAGAAACAGCGAGUGAGUCUGGCUCGAGCGGCCUACAGCUCUGCGGAUGUGUUCCUGUUGGAAGACCCACUCUCUGCUGUUGAUGCUCAUGUGGGGAAACAUCUGUUUGAGAUGGUGAUUGGACCCAAUGGACUGCUUAAAGAUAAGACUCGUAUCCUGGUAACUCAUGGGAUCAGCUUUCUGCGACAUGUUGAUGAAAUAGUUGUCUUAGUGGAUGGCGUUGUGUCAGAAGUUGGGUCGUUCGACAGUUUGCGUGCCAGCAAGGGAGCUUUCUCUGAGUUCUUGGACACAUAUUCUAAAGAGGAGAACAAAUCUAGUGCACAAAAGGAAUCAGCUUCAGAUAUUGAGGAGGUUGAAAUUGUUCCUGAGAGUCACGAGCCACAACCUGACAGUCCUGCUGAGGAUGUAGUCGCUGUCAUGUUGAAGAGAGAAAACAGCUUACGUCACAGCCAGCGUCAUACAAUGCGCAAUGGCAGCCUAAAAGUAAGAAGGAACAGUUCAGCUAGACCUACAAAAGCUACAGAAGAGUCCAAGAAGGGGCAGAGGCUGAUUGAAAAGGAAACAAUGGAGACUGGAAAGGACAUGCUUACAGUGGACGAGAUGAUCCCCAUGUCUUUCCGUUCUUGGAUCCUCUGUCUGUUUGGCGUCCUUGGCACCUUAUUUGUCAUCUGUCUUGCCACUCCAAUUUUCACAGCAGUCAUUGUACCUCUUGCUGUGGUCUAUUUCUUUGUGCAGAGGUUCUAUGUGGCCACUUCAAGGCAGCUGAGGCGAUUAGACUCUGUUUCCCGUUCUCCCAUCUACUCCCAUUUUGGUGAAACGGUAUCUGGCCUUUCUGUCAUUCAAGCUUAUAGACAUCAGGAUCGCUUUCUGGAACACAACAAAGUCACUAUUGAUAACAACCUCAAGAGCAACUACCCUUGGAUUGUUUCUAAUAGAUGGCUAGCCAUCCGACUGGAGUUCCUGGGUAAUCUGGUGGUGUUUUUCUCAGCAUUGUUUGCCGUGAUAUCUCGAGAUUCCCUGGACAGUGGGUUGGUUGGACUGUCAAUCUCCUAUGCCUUAAAUGUGACUCAGACACUGAACUGGCUUGUGAGAAUGACUUCGGAGCUGGAGACGAACAUCGUUGCAGUGGAAAGGGUCAGCGAAUACACAGAGAUUAAAAAUGAGGCUCCAUGGCUCACAGAUAAAUGUCCUCCAAACGAUUGGCCCACUGCAGGGAAGAUUCGGUUUGAGGACUACAAGGUCCGAUACCGACUGGAGCUGGAGCUUGUUCUUCAUGGCAUCACCUGCAACAUUGAAAACACUGAAAAGAUUGGCAUUGUUGGCCGAACAGGAGCAGGCAAGUCAAGCCUGACCAACUGUCUGUUCCGCAUCAUGGAGGCAGCUGAGGGACAUAUCAUAAUAGACGGAAUCGACAUCUCCACCCUGGGCCUCCACACUGUCAGGAGCCGAUUAACAAUUAUUCCACAGGACCCUGUGUUGUUCUCUGGAACUCUACGGAUGAAUCUAGACCCUUUUGAGGUGUUUAGUGAUGAGGAGAUAUGGAACGUUUUAGAACUGGCUCACCUGAAGGAUCAUGUGGUGACUCUAGCAGCAGGGCUGCAGCAUUAAGUCGCAGAAGGAGGAGAGAAUCUUAGUGUGGGCCAGAGGCAGCUGCUGUGUCUGGCUAGGGCUUUGCUACGGAAGUCAAAGAUCCUGAUCCUGGAUGAGGCCACUGCCGCUGUUGAUUUAGAGACCGAUGAACUGAUUCAGAGCACCAUCAACCGAGAGUUCUCCCAAUGCACUGUUCUCACCAUCGCUCACCGCAUUCACACCAUCCUGAACAGCACACGGGUGAUGGUUCUGGAUGCUGGGAAAAUAGUGGAGUUUGAUUCCCCAGCUGUACUAUUUGAGAAGAACGGCCACUUUCAUGCCCUGGCCAGAGAAGCUGGAAUCUCAGCGAUACAGUACUCAGUGCUGUGAACUUUAUAGCAGUGCCUGAAUUGGACAUUGCACUUGACUUGGAAGUGAGAAGGUGCAGCUUUCAUGUAACUGUCCUUGUGUGGAUGUUUACAAUAUAGACAGCAAAGUUCAUGUUUGCCUCUUUGUGUGUAAGAUCUGUGCAUGUUAAUGUGCAUGUUUAUGUGUUUCCUUUUGCAUAGACUGUAAACAGGGUAGGCUAUAUGUAUGCAAGUAAUGCAACAUGUUUGUGUAGUGCUACAGCGGAAUGUGCCCAAACAUGUAUAAACUGCAAAAACGCAUUCAUCUCAAUAUUUUUUUUUCAAUAUCUGCAUUAUUUAUAAAUUGUUCCUCUUUUUCGAUAAGCCGUUACUUCAAUAAAUUGUUUAAAUUUAGUCAGUUAAACAAAAUUUCCUUUUAAUAAAUGGCAUCUAUGUUCUUUCCUUUUUUUAAACGUUAUUCUUGAUAGUGAUCUUUGCAGUAUUCAUUCCUUACAAGUGUUCAUAGUAUUCUGUUAAAGAUGUAACCAAACACAUUAUUCAGAAUGAACAGAUACUGUUUCUAAACAGAUGCAAAUACAGAUUUAAAAAAAAAAAAGAGCUAGUUUAAAAGGUUCACCGAGCACGAGACCAGAGGUGCACAUCAGGACUGAGAUCUGCGGGUUGCAGCAAAAAUGCUUCACAUGAGUUUUUUACAUUCCUGUGUGCAAAAGGGAGCUGUCAGAUAUGAAGCUUGCAAGGCAAAGAAAGACCCUGUCCAUUAACAUAAACAUGCAGAACUCCUGUGUAUUUAAAGCAUUCAUUCAUCUUUAGUAGCUGAUUUCUACAUGACCAUUUCUCCAUCUCCUUAGCAUUGCUGCUUUAUACCAGUCCUAUUUGCUUUGAUAUUAAUACAACCUGAUACCUCCACUGCUAUGUGGUGUGUAAGUCUUACAUAUAGAUUGAAUUUAUAAAGAAGAAUUAAUGCUAAUCAUUAAUAUAAGUGCAACUGAGUCCAGGUGAUCGAGACACAGUAUGACUGUAAAGAGAAUAGUUUUUGUUAUUUGUAAUAUAUAGCAUCUCUAUUUAUCAUAUCCAUAUACUGUAUGCUAGAGUAUCAACUGCUAAGUAUAUAUGUUCUUGGCUGACCAGACUGGAACCUAAUGUGGUCUUUGAGGUUGUAGUCCAUCUGCCUCAAGGUUCAACAUGUAGUGUUUUCUGAAUUGCAGCAUCCCAAAUAGUCUACAUGCUUAUUUGUUUAUUUACUGUAUUUAUUUCUAAAUGUCACAACCAGGUUGGUUAAAUUGUAAUAGAAACUAAACAAUGCAGCAGGACAUCUGUUUGAACUAUUGCUUCUUCCAUUCACAGCUAAUAAAAAGCUACAGAUUUCCA
Messenger RNA from Ictalurus furcatus (blue catfish), 5741 nucleotides. RefSeq names its product ATP-binding cassette sub-family C member 2-like. Gene Ontology annotation, cellular component: apical plasma membrane. Gene Ontology annotation, biological process: transmembrane transport. The record is from RefSeq and is a predicted model, not a curated record. Gene Ontology annotation, molecular function: ABC-type transporter activity; ATP hydrolysis activity; ATP binding. Lineage: Eukaryota; Metazoa; Chordata; Actinopteri; Siluriformes; Ictaluridae. The transcript has 30 exons.